Molecule: messenger RNA, 4179 nt
Organism: Chlorella variabilis
Lineage: Eukaryota; Viridiplantae; Chlorophyta; Trebouxiophyceae; Chlorellales; Chlorellaceae
Exons: 30
Coding region: 1-4179 (1392 amino acids)
Biological process (GO): nuclear-transcribed mRNA catabolic process, 3'-5' exonucleolytic nonsense-mediated decay
Cellular component (GO): Ski complex
Molecular function (GO): RNA helicase activity
Source: RefSeq, a predicted model, not a curated record
AUGGAGCCCUCCGGGGCUGCCCAAGUCGGCAUUGCUGACGGCAAGCUGUAUCAGGCGGACCUCCAGGAGCUGCGGCAGGGCCUACCCCCGCUCACCUACACUGGUGAAGACACCGCGGCAUGGCUGCGAGACUCCCUGCUGACGCUGCGGCUGGAGGGCACCGCAGCAGCAGACGUCGCCGUGAGCGGGCUGAGCUGGCAGCCGCGCUACGUGCGCCCCACCCUCUGGACCGACCCCAGCCAGCCGCGGUCGGCGGUGGAGCCGCUGCUGCCAGACAGCCUGGCGGGCGGCGACGAGGAGGGGGAGGGGCAGGCGGCGGCGGCGGCGCUGGGGUUCCGGGAGGUUGCGCUGGACAUGGAGGAGGACUCCGCCGACAGGCUGGCGCUGGCGCGGCGGCCCAUGGCGGCGCGGCAGGGCACGCGGGAGUUUGUGCGGGGCCGCAUCGGCAGCAUGCCCUUCACGCCAGGCGGCGCCGCCUGGGACGCAGGCGGCAACUCCGCGGCGGCGGCGGCCGCAGAGGAGGCAGCCAGCGGCGCAUGGCUGGCGGAGCUGGAACGGGGGCAGCCGGAGCUGCUCAAAGCCGUGCCUCCCGGCAUGCCGCGCGGCCUCUUUGGCGGCUGGGCUGCCGAUGCGGCGGAGGCCGAGGCGGUGGCGGCGGCGGCCGAGGAGGUGGCUGCGCUGCAGGCGGCAGAGCAGCAGGCGGCGGAGGCGGCAGAGGCGGCAGGCGCGCGGCAGCAGCAGCAGAAGGUGUCUCUGGAGGACCUGUUCAGCGGCGUAUGGCUGCUGGAGGAUGGCGGCGCCGGUGCCGAGGGCGCGGCGGCAGGCGGCGACGAGGACUGGGAUGCGCCGCCUGCUGAGGAGGAAGAGGAGGAGGAGGUGGCGGAGGUGGCGGCGGCGGCAGGCGCGGCGGCGGGGCCCCUGCCAGCAGCGGCCGCAGCUGACCCUCUGCUGGGGCUGCCCAGCGGGGACCAGCUGCCCGGCGGCGUGGAGGGCGACGCAGUGGCGGCGGUGCUGGGGGCGGAGGCGGCGGCGGCAGACUGGGCGCGGCGCACGCCCGCCGCGGCCGGCGGCGGCGGCUUUGCCACCCUGGGCUCUCGACCCAUCAAGCGGCAGCGAGGGGACCACGAAUGGGCGCUCAAGGGCCACAUCCCCGGCCUGGCCAAGCAGUGGGAGCGGGCCCGGGCGGGGCUGGCCAAGAGCUGGCCCUUUGAGCUGGAUGUGUUCCAGAAGGAGGCGAUCCUGCACAUGGAGGGGGGCCGCUCCGUGUUUGUGGCGGCCCACACGUCUGCGGGCAAGACGGUGGCCGCGGAGUAUGCGUUUGCGCUGGCCGCGCGCCACUGCACCCGCGCCGUCCCCAACGUGAUGGAGUUUGCUGACUGGGUGGGCCGCACCAAGCAGAAGCACAUCUAUGUGACGGGCACCACCAAGCGCCCCGUACCGCUGCAGCACAGCCUGUACUUCUCCGGCCAGCUGUUCCCCAUCUGCCAGGCAGACAGCUAUAGCGCCCAGGGCUUCCGCGCCGCGCGCGAGGCUGCCAAGGCCAGGGCGGGCCCGGCGCCGCAGACGCGGGCCGAGGCGCAACGCGCGCUGCCCACCGGCCGCGGCGACGGCGGCGGCGGCGGCGGCCGCGGCGGCCGCGGCGGCCGCGGCGGCGCCCAGCAGCAGCAGCAGCAGCGGCACGGCCAGCGCGGCAGCGCCAACGCGGGCGCCGCGGCCAUGGCGGCGGCGAACCGCCAGGCGGCGGCGCAGCAGGGCGGCGGCGGCGGGCAGAUGCGGUCGGAGCGCAGCCAAUGGAUGAGCUUGAUUGAGAUGUUGCGCAAGAGCGACCUGCUGCCGUGCGUCGUGUUUGUGUUCAGCAAGAAGCGCAUCGAAGCACUGGCAGACAACCUGCAGGCAAGGAGGUGGCCGUGGGUGUGGGUGUCUCUGGAUCUGUCCACCGCGUCCGAGAAGAGCGAGAUUCACCUGUUCUGCGAAAAGGCGCUGGCGCGGCUCAAGGGAUCCGACCGGGAGCUGCCUCAGGUGCUGCGCGUGCGAGAGAUGCUGAAGCGCGGGCUGGGGGUGCACCACGCAGGCGAGCCACCGCCGCUGCUACGAGCCGCCGCCCCCAUUGCUGCGGCCGCCUCCGCCGCUGCUCCGCCAAGCGCCGAAAUUGUGGAGAUGCUGUUCUGCCGGGGCGUGAUACGGGUGCUGUUCAGCACAGAGACGUUUGCCAUGGGCGUCAACGCCCCCGCCCGCACAGUCAUCUUCCAGUCGCUCAGGAAGCACGACGGCAAGUCGUUCCGCAACCUGCUGCCGGGAGAGUACACGCAGAUGGCGGGGCGGGCUGGCCGGCGCGGGCUGGACACUGUUGGCACGGUGGUCAUUGCCUGCUGGGAUGAGCUACCCGAGGAGGUGGAGGUGAAGAAGAUGCUGACGGGCUCUGCCACCCGGCUGGAGAGCCAGUUCAGGCUGACUUACUCCAUGAUCCUCAACCUGCUGCGGGUGGAGGACCUCAAGGUGGAGGACAUGCUGAAGCGCUCUUUCGCCGAGGAGGAGAUGGAGGCGUACUGCCGGCUGUGCAUGGACGUCGAGGCGCUGGAUGCCCGCCUGCAGGCAGAGGUGAUGGGCACGCGUGCGGCGCAGCAGGCGCUGGCCUUGGGCCGCGUGGUGCUGGUGCGGGCGGGCGGCGGCGCCGGCAGCGGCAUCACAGAGCUGGGUGUGGUGUGCAGCGAGGGCCCGGUGGAUGCAGGCGGCGGCAGCACCGGCAGCAGGGGCCUGGACGAUUUCUUCGGCGGCAGCGGCGGCGCAGCAGGGGCAGCAGGAGGGGCAGUGGGACGCGGCACCUCGGAGGACGGCGGCGGCGGCGGCGGGGCGGCGUCGGGAAGAAAGUAUGCGGUGCUGUACCUGCACCGCCCAUCCCCGCUGGACCCGGCGGCACCACCGCCCGCGGGGCCGGCAGCCGCCGACGGCUCGCGCCAGGCGGCGCCUGCGGCAGCGACGCGGCCGGCGGCGGCGGCGGCGGCGGCGGGAGGCCCGCCUGGAUCUGGAGUCCCGCCUGGAGAGCCGAUGCUGCGGCUGAAGAAAAAGGAUGAUGAUGAUGAUCUGCUGCUGAUGGGGAGGGCGGCGGGAGGCAAGAAGGGCGGCAAGAAGGGCGGCGGCGGCGGUGGCGGCGGCCGGCAGGCGGCGGCGGCGACCCUGGGCGGCGGCCUCGGCGGCGGCUUUGGCGGCGGACCGGGGGGGAGGGGUGCGAGGCCGGCGGUGGCGCUGCCGCAUGCCGGGGAGGUGGCGGGCGUGGCAUUCCGGCUGGCGCAGGUGGCGGCGGCAGAUGUGGUGGGCAUCUGCAAAGUCAAGAUAAGGGUGGACGGCGACGGGGUGCUUGCCGGCGAAGGCGCGGCGCUGGCUGCGGGCGUGACCGCCCUGGCGCGGGUGGGUGAGGAUGCGGCGGCGGCGGGCGCCGACCCGCCCACGCUCGACCCUGUGGCCGACCUCAAGCUCAACUCGAUAGACCUGGUGGGCGACCUGCGGCUGCGGGCGCAGCUGGCGGCGCAGCAGGCGGCCAUGCGGUGCCACAGGGACCCGCUGCUCCCCGAGAUGCUGGCCAUCGCCCGCUCCGAGCGCCUGCUGGCGGCGCGGCUGGGCGGGGUGGCACGCCAGAUGAGCAACGCCAGCCUGGCGCAGCUGCCGGAGUAUCACCAGCGGGUGAAGGUACUGCAGCGGCUGGGAUACCUGGAGCGGGACCAGGCGGUGACGAUGAAGGGGCGGGUGGCGUGCGAGGUCAACUCGGGCGACGAGCUGGUUGCCACCGAGAUCAUCUUCAGCGGCCUGCUGGCCGAGCUGGAGGCGGAGGAGGCGGUGGCGCUGCUGUCGGCGCUUGAGAAGACGGCCGGCGAGCCCGAGCUGACGCCCCGGCUGGAGGCGGCGCGGCUGGAUGCCGUCAGCCUGGCGCUGCGGGCGGGCCUGGUGCAGCAGGAGUGCGGGCUGCAGCUGACGCCCGAGGAGUUUGCCUCCUCCACCCUCAAGUGGGGGCUGGCAGAGGUGGUGUAUGAGUGGGCGCGGGGCACCCCCUUCCAGCAGAUCUGCGGGCUGACAGAUGUGAUGGAGGGGUCGAUUGUGAGGGCCAUGGUGCGCCUGGACGAGACGUGCAGGUGGGUGGGCGUGGGGCUGGACGUCAUCUUCGCCGCAUCGCUGUACGUGGCCUAG